Messenger RNA from Ceutorhynchus assimilis (cabbage seed weevil), 1336 nucleotides. Lineage: Eukaryota; Metazoa; Arthropoda; Insecta; Coleoptera; Curculionidae. The record is from the annotation of a GenBank genome assembly.
ACGACGUAGAAAUUGCGUAACUUGUGACGUCAUGGAAUCCAUAUUAGACGUCAUUCAAUUCCAAUGUCCAUGUGUCAGCCUUCAAAAGGAUAAUAAUUAAUUAUCUCAAUUUUGAGUUCAAUUGUGCUCUCUAUCGUUUUCACUCGACGCGUCCAGACGUUUUUCCUGGAAAGGCUUGCCCGUUCCAAGCGCAGGGGGCCCACUUUCUAAAAUUCCUAGUUAAGUGUCAUCACAAUCCUACAAAAUGAAAAUUUGGACCAGUGAACAUACAUUCAAUCAUCCCUGGGAGACGGUGGCUACAGCAGCUUGGAGAAAGUACCCUAAUCCACACAACCCUGCCGUUAUUGGUACCGAUGUGGUAGAACGAAAAGUGGUCGAUGGAGUACUUCAUACCCAAAGACUAGUUAGUUCUAUAUGGUAUUUUCCCAAAUGGGCUCAAGCACUCAUUGGCUCAGCAAAAGUAUGUUACGCAGCUGAACACUCAGAAGUAAACCCUUCGGCCAGGCACAUGAUUUUAAAAACGAUUAAUCUGACGUUCUGUCGACACAUUGCAGUAAAUGAAACUUUAAAGUACACGCCCCAUCCAUCGGAUCCUAGCAAGACGCUUUUGACGCAAGAAGCUGUGGUAACUGUACAAGGUGUUCCUCUCACAAAUUACAUGGAAGAUAUUCUAACCAAUAAGAUCUCGAACAAUGCAGGUAAAGGUAGACAAGCUAUGGAAUACGUAAUAACCAAAAUUAACGACGAAGUCAAAGAUCUCAGCAGAAGUACAGACGAAAUUUUACUCAACACCAAAAAAUCCUUCGACGAUCUAACAACUAGCGCGAAAAAGUCAAUGGACGACAUUUCCCAGAAAGCCAAAAAGAGCCUGGAUGACAUACAGCAUAUAAAAAUCAACGGGAAUUUUUCUGAAUGUUAACUUUUAAAUUUGCCCUAGGACAAUUUAUUUAUUUUUAUUUAAUUUUUUGAACAAAAAAAAAGUAUUAUUAAUCCAGCUGAAAUUGAUUAUUGUGUUCAAAUCCAGUGGGAAGUGGGCGAUGGGCACCUCUAUUGAUGUUUUUUUUUAGCAUUUAACUGUUUUUUCAAAGAAUGAGGUGCGAAAGAGAAAUGCCUUACACUUGUGUUAAAUGAGUUGGUUAUAUUAUGUAUUUACAUUCCUACCUAGGGAUUGUUUAGAAUUUUCUUGUCAACAAAAAUUUAAACAAACUCACAUGUAUUACCUAAUUGAAUAAAAUUAAUUUUUGUCUGUUUAAUUUUUUUUUUAAACAGAUAAUUCUGCUAAUAGUUGAUCUUCAAAUUACUACCAAAUAAAUUAGUAUUUCUUGUUGAAUUUGCU